UCCGGGAGUAAACAACAUGUCGGAAAUGUAUAUUUUUGAGAAGUUAUAAAUGAAAGAUACGUCUAAAAUCCACGAUGAACGCCCUUAGAAAACUGCCUUGAUUGUAUUCUGGAUCUGUAUUAUAUAUUUUGUUUCCAGUACUAAUAGAGCUUGCAUACAUCCACGUAGACGAGGAUGUGUGACCACCACCAGCUGCGGACCCCGACCCCCGCUGGAAUCGUGGACCAUGUCGGAUCCCUGUCGGACAAUCUCGGGGAACUGGUGGACAGCUCCGAGUACAGUGACCUCACACUGAUCGUGGAGGGAACAAGCUUCCCAUCACAUAAGGCGAUUCUGGCUGCUAGAUCUAUGUACUUCAGGGCGAUGCUGUUUGGAGGGAUGAAGGAAUCGUUACCUGGAACUACGGAGAUUGAACUGAAGGAUAUGUCUGCUACGGCGUUUUCUUACUUACUGAGAUACAUGUAUACCAGUCGAAUCAACCUGCUGGACAUCAAGGAGGAGGUUCUCUUGGAUAUUUUAGCCAUGUCUCAUCGAUAUGGUUUCUUGGAACUCGAAGGUUCCAUUUCGGAAUAUUUAAAGGCCAUUCUGAAUAAGACCAAUGUGUGCAUGAUCUACGACUUGGCCAAUGUAUACAGUCUGACGUCACUGUGCAACGUGUGCAAGGAAUUCAUUGACAGAAACGCACAGGACAUUCUACAGAGCGAGGCCUUUCAAUCUCUUUCACAGUGCUCAGUGACAGACUUAAUAUCGAGAGACUCAUUUUGUGCGCCCGAGAUUGACAUUUUCAACACUGUGUGUGAGUGGGCAGAGCAGAACGUAGGUCAGGAUCCUACACCUAUCAUCAACGCAGUGCGUCUGCCUCUUAUGUCUCUAACUGAACUUCUAAACAGAGUCAGAACCACCAAGCUCGUGUCACCUGACGCUAUACUGGACGCUAUUAAACUACAGACAGAGUGUCGCGACAUGGAACUGGAGUACAGGGGAUUUCUUGUGCUGGAUGAUAAUGUGUCGUCCAGUCGACAUUCAGCCCAGGUGAUUCGGGGCGAGAUGAAGGCAGCUCUGCUGGAUGGAGAUUGCCAAAACUAUGACCUUGAUCGAGGGUUCACGCGACAUCCCAUUGAUGAUAACGAGGGUCAGGGUGUGGUCAUUCGCCUCAGUCAACCUUUCAUUGUCAACGCCUUCAAGUUACUGCUGUGGGAUAGAGAUAUGAGGUCAUACUCCUACUACAUAGAAGUGUCGAUGGAUGACAAGGACUACGAGAGAGUGGUCGACCACUCCAAGUACCUGUGUCGGUCCUGGCAGACCAUGCAUUUCUCUCCCAAGGUUGUAAGAUAUAUUAGAAUUGUUGGAACACACAACACUGUGAAUCGUGUUUUCCACAUCGUAGCAUUUGAGUGUUUCUACACGCAGAAGCCGUUUAAACUGGAGCAGGGAUUGAUAGUCCCUCAGGAGAAUGUAGCCACCAUUGAGGCGAGUGCCUGCGUGAUUGAGGGUGUCAGUCGUAGUAGGAACACGCUCAUCAAUGGGGACACGCGCAACUACGACUGGGACUCGGGUUACACGUGUCAUCAGCUGGGCAGUGGGGCAAUCAUUGUUCAGCUCGCACAACCCUACAUCGUGGACUCAAUGAGACUGCUGCUGUGGGACUGUGACGACCGUAGCUAUAGUUAUUACAUAGAGGUAUCCUCAGACCAAAGAAACUGGCACAUGGUGGCCGAUAAACACGAUGAACCAUGCAAGUCAUGGCAGCUCAUCAGAUUUGAAAGAAGACCAGUGGCUUUUAUCAAAAUAGUUGGAACUAACAACACAGCAAAUGAGGUGUUCCACUGUGUCCACUUUGAGUGUCCAGCUGAAGUGUCCGGAGCCGUGUCGUCGAUGUCCAUUCCGAGGGUCCUUGCUGCUGGUUUGACCAAUGAGAGUGGUCAGCAGAGUGCAGCCAAUAGCCCCAGUCAGCAGACACCUAGCUCUGAACAGUACGCCAGUGCUGAUUAUUCCCCCCAAGAUGCCCCUGAGGCCGAUCGCAUGGACGCAAAUAGCAGUGACGAGGCAGAAGACUGAUGACCAGGCACACGUUGCAGCACUCCACUGCACCAGGGUCAUACUUCAUUAUUCUGCUGUCAUUCUGUAGCACACAAUGUUAUUAAGUAAUCCUUUGGCCCGACUCCAAUUUAUCAGGACUCUAAUAACACCUUAACACC
Messenger RNA from Mizuhopecten yessoensis (Yesso scallop), 2198 nucleotides. RefSeq names its product BTB/POZ domain-containing protein 9-like. The coding region runs from base 175 to 2058 and encodes 627 amino acids. The record is from RefSeq and is a predicted model, not a curated record. The transcript has 12 exons. Gene Ontology annotation, biological process: adult locomotory behavior; modulation of chemical synaptic transmission; circadian behavior. Gene Ontology annotation, molecular function: protein binding. NCBI's taxonomy places the organism in Eukaryota, Metazoa, Mollusca, Bivalvia, Pectinida, Pectinidae.